AUGGCGUCACCACGAAGCUCCAGGGGUAAAGUAAAACAACGUUCAACUGUAACUCCUACUCGCUCAUCACCUCGAAUCAUAAGAAAAGCAACAUCCUAUCCAAAUGCAGUUAACAGACACUUUGUGGACAGUGUUCCCAUUUUAGAGGUGACACUUCGAUUUGACGAGGACGAAUAUGAUGUUUGGCGCCGUCAAGACACAGAUGAAGUGAACCUUUAUUACAUGCUACGCAUUAAGUAUCCUCGCGACGAGGACGAACAAGCCUGGCAACAGGAACUGGAAAAAUUGAAAAAAGAGGUAACCCAAGUAAGAGUUGUCGAAGAAGGAUGGUUCGAAGGUGUAUGGGUUCCUCUUGAAAAAGCAAAGGAUAUUGCCCGUAAAUAUAAAAUAUAUGAUCAUGUCGCAGCAUUACUCGAAUCUGAGAAUAGCUGGUUUGAUACACCAAAAUCCAAGCAUGCACGUGUUAAGAGCGAAAGAAGCUCCAGCAUAUCUGAACAUCCUAGCAAUGCUACUAAUGGCAUCACGAUUAAUGGUUCCAGCAAAGAGAUCCCAUUGACAAAUGGUAAUAAUAAAACAGAGAUCAGGAGUGAUCGUCAAAGAACUAGAUCAAUUAGAGGUGACAACAACAAAGAAAUCAACAAUCGAGAAAUCACCAUCAAAGACACGAGAGAAACUAAAGAUUUUAAAGAAUCCAGAGAUCUUCCCACACGACUCAAAGAAGUGGAAGGAGAACGCGAUCAUUAUAUGGAAGAAGUAAAGAAUCUAAAGAGGAAAUUAACCGAGACAGAGAGUUAUGUUAAUACUUAUAGCGGUAGCGGUAGUAGCAAAAAGCGAGCUGUUUUUGCUGUGAUUGGAGCCGCCGCUGGGGCCGGUAUGACUGCAUAUGUAUUGAAUAAUAUGGGAUAG
Messenger RNA from Ambispora gerdemannii, 906 nucleotides. Lineage: Eukaryota; Fungi; Glomeromycota; Glomeromycetes; Archaeosporales; Ambisporaceae. The record is from the annotation of a GenBank genome assembly.